CAUUUACAAUGACAACACCUAUGUGUGAAGAUGGUGGUACUUUACGAGAAUGGGCACCUCUUGCUAUGCUUCUUCAACAGAUACCUGCAAAAAUUCAAACUGGACUUUUUACACAUAACAUUAACUUUACCUGUAUUGAUGCAGUACCUGAAUUUAUAGCUAUUGGAACUAACUAUGGAUUAGUAUAUUGGUUUGAUAGAAUAAAGCAAGAUUUGCAAAGGCUUCGAUGUGAGAAUGUCAAUUCAAAAAUUACAUGUAUUCAAGUGAUAUCAACAGUGGACUAUAUGGUUGCUGCUGGUAAUGAACAUGGAGUAGUAACCGUAUUUCAAAUACCUAAAAGUCCACCAGAUUCAUUACCAGAUAGCUUGAAACCAAAGCAGAAAAAACAAGUUGAAAGAUACAGCAUAAGUGGUUUACAUAAUAGUGCAGUAACAACAGUCGAGUGGUCUAAGAAUGGUAUGAAAUUAUUUAGCGGAGAUCAAGAUGGUUUAGUUGUACUUACUGAAAUUGAUUUUUAUAUGCAUCUGUCAAAAUCAUCAGAAUUAUUAAAUGAGAAAUAUGCAGUAGUGCAAUUAAGUUAUCAGCAAGGUUUAUUGUUAGUCUCUACAACAUUACGUACAAUAUUGGUAAAUAGAAAUGAGAAUGGAAAGGUAACGCAAGUUGGUCAAAAAGAACGCAAAACGUCAGUAUUUCAUUUAAUUAAUUACAAAUUUUUGAAGAAUACUAGUAUUAUAAACGAAACCGUAAUAAUAACUAUGUGUUCUAGAUUGGGAAGAUUAGGUGCUGUGUUUGGUUGUAGACAAAAUUAUAUACAAGAUUUAGUAAUAUAUGCUAGUAGACCAGGAUUACGUUUAUGGCAAGCUGAUAAAACUGGAACUGUGUUAAAAACGCUUAUUUUUAAGGACGCCGUUCGAUCUGGACAUACAGAAGUAGAACUUUUAAAUCCAGCACCAGAAAGUUGUAAAAAGAAUCGCGGAGAACCUACAUUUGGUGUCAUUUUACCUUUUUGUGAUGACUUGUUAGUUACGUAUAGUGAGGAUAUUAUAUAUGUAGUAAAUCCACAAACUAUUGCUAUAACAUCCAUCAUAACGGAUUUACGUCGUGUUACUAAUGUUGCUUGUACAAAAGAUGAAAUAUUUGUAUUAGAAGGGGAAAGAAAUAUAAUACGUAUUGCAUAUUAUCCUGAAACUAAUAUGUUUUCAUCAGAAGCAAACAAUAUAUCAGAUCCAUUAUUGUCAUUUGCUGAAAUUAGUAAACCAGUUACCAAUGGUAUAUUAGAAAUAACUUCAAAAUUAAUGGAAAGUACGAUAGUGCCAGCUAUUCCUUUCCAUAAAAUGAAUCCAAGUAAUAUAAUUCAGUUUGUAGGAAUUGUACCAAUUGUUACUGUUGGUACUGAUGUAACAUCAGUUACAAAUGCAGAAGAAGCUGUGGAAGUUCUAGCAAUCUCAGAAAAUGUUAAUUCUUCAUUAAUAACAGAUAGUAGUCAAAUAACAGAAUAUAGUGAGGUUUCUAAAAAAAAAAGUAGUGAACAAAAUGAAAAACAUAAUGAUAGGAGGCAAAUAUUUGAAAAAAUUAGUCAACAAGAAUUUGAAGAUGUUGUAUUUACUCCAGAAAGGAAAAUUAAAAAAUCACGUAAUAGACUAAUAAAUGGAAAUGAAAAUUCUUUAUCAUUAACUGACGUUAAUUCGAGCGAUUUGUCUGCUUGCAAUAAAGACAAAAUAAAUGCUAAUGAUGCAAAAACGACGCAUUCUUCUUCAUUAACACUCAGUGUCGAUGAUGACUUUAUAUUAAAAACUGAAAGGAAUCUCGAAUCAAUUCAACGUGAUGUGGAAAAUAAAGAAAAACUUUUAUCUGACGUUUUGGAUUUUGAUUUGUCAAAAUAUAUGACAAGUAGUCAAAUUAGCACUACUAAUUCAAACAUGUCCCAAUCUAUUGAUACGUAUAUAGAUUGUACAAUACAUUCCAAUACUUUCACAGAAGAAAAAAAUGAGCAAGGUGAAUAUAAUGACCACAGUGAUCAUACAGAAACGGAAUCUGGCGAUGAAGAUGUCAGUUAUCGUACGGAAUUAAGAAAGUUAGAAGAUUUAGGUGAAUGCAGAAAAAAACUUUUACAAGAUAAAUUAAAUGAACCUUUACAACAAAUUAAUUAUGUUGAUGGAAAGAAAUUGCUACAGCCAACAGGUACGGAUAAACAUGAAUUAGAAAUUGAAUUUCAUAGUAAGUAUAUUAAAAUUAGUUCUUGAUAUAUAUACGAUUAUAUUUUUGUAAUAUAAAUCGAAUAUAUAUAUAUUUCCAGUUGUACCAAAUGAAUUUAUGUUAUCAACUACACUUGAGGAAGAAGAUUGGGUUUUAGUAAAAAAUGAUAUACCUCCAGUUGCAAUA
This is a messenger RNA of Heterotrigona itama, 2382 nucleotides long. NCBI's taxonomy places the organism in Eukaryota, Metazoa, Arthropoda, Insecta, Hymenoptera, Apidae. The record is from the annotation of a GenBank genome assembly.